CGGGCCCGAAGGGCGGUUGUCUGUGCCCGCACAGCCCGCCCGGAUCCGCGUCGCGUAGGAGACGCACAAAGUCACUCCGCGGGGACACCCGACGCCGGCUUGGGCGGCUGCGCCCUCAACUGCACGGCGGCGGGGGCCGCGAUGGCGCGGGUUGACGGCUGCCAGGGUAGCUGACCCGGGCCGGAGUCUGAGAGGAGCCCGACCGAGCACCGCUUCCCGCCUGUCGGGCCCGCGGCUCCCGCCCACCCACUGCGGCCGUCGGGGUCUCGCCGCGCGCCGGAGGCCCCGAACCCUGUGACUUAAGUCCCGGGCCCCGGCGGGAAUGUUCAAAAAUGAGUACCAGGGAGGCGCAUUUGUUGAAAUCUUUAGUGCUCAGGGGAAAAAUCCUGGAGCAAAAUGGAAGAUCCUUGGCAGUCCGUCAGUGAUUUGGAAAGAAUUUGAUAAAGAAGUUAAAAGUUUUGUGUUUGUUCUGGAAGGCAGCAGCCAAACAAAUAAAAUUCAAUUACCAAAGGAGAAUAAGCAAAUCCUUGGGCUGAUCCAGAGGUUUCUUGUACUGCAGAUUUAUGUACCCCUGGGACAGGACUUCUCCACUGAAUUGCUAAUUACUGAUUUAGGCAACAUCAAAAGAAGACUUUAUUUAUCAACAGUCCAUAAGGAACUGUCUUCAACUCCUCUUCAUGCAAAAAUCCCACUCUUCAUGAUCAAGCGCAAAAUUUGGUGCAAUCUGUGCGUUGACUUGGCAGCGUUCACCAGUGAAAUAUUCAAGGGGGCAGUUUUCCAGUCUCUGGAUGGCAUCAUCGUCUCCGCUAACUGUAAGCUCCGGAAGAUCUUCACCUUAAAAUCAAAGCCUCCAGACACUGCUGAUAAGGAUGUAUAUCUUUACUCAGUGUCAAGUGUGUGAAGAAACUUUCUUCAGUGUCUACAGAAGAAUGUGGAAAUAUCAACAUUGUGCUUUAAUAGACAUUGGGCACAGAAGAGCCAGGGGGGUUCCGUAAUCCAAGGUCUUGCUUAAAUAAGGGAAAGAAAUCCCCUAAGGGUGACACUGCACACAAAAUGGGACUUGAAGCCAAGGUUUUGACUUCUGUUUUCUCAGAGUACACAAGUUUACCUUCCUCAAUAACCACAUGGCUUGGUGAUUUUAAUAUGUAUUGUUAGUAUUAUAAUAUUAUGUUGAGUGUUUCUGUCUCUCUGUCUGUCUCUGUUUCUUUCUCUCUCUCUCCUCUCUCUCUGUGUCUCUCUCUCUCUCUCUCUUUGUCCAAGUCAGGUACUCAAAUCCUAUAUUUAGCUAUAUUCUUACAUUUGACACCCAAAGCACUGCAAUAAAGUUUAUUUCAAAAUUAACCAAAUUGAAUUUCAUCAAAAUAAAAGGCUUACUCACAAAGAAUGCUAUCAAGAAAAUGAAAUGACAUCCUGCAGAAUUAGAUAAGAUAUUUGUGAUUUAUAUUCUAAUACAAUGCAGAUUCUGGUUACAUUAUGUUUCUGAUAUAUUUUUAUACCUCAAAUAUAUAAAGAACUCUUUCAGCAAUAGAAGAUAACUACUUAAUUAAAUAUAAUCUAAGAUUUGAGUAGACAUUUCUUUUUAAAGAUAUAUGUAUGAAAAACACAUGUAAAAAUACUUAGCAUGAUGUCAUUAGCGAAAAUGCAAAUUAAAAUUAUAAUUGCAUAGCUUUAUAUCUAUUAGGAUGACUGUAAUUUUUCUUCAUGAAAAUAACAAAUGUUGAUGAAAAUGCAGAGAAAUUGGAACUCUUGUAUGGUAUUACAGUAAGAACAAAAAUGAUUCACCUACUGUGAAAAACUGGUCAUUUCUCAAAAAAGUAAAGAUAGAAAUAUGUUAUGCCUGCAGUUCUACUCCUGUAUACCCCUCCAGAAAAGAAAAAAUAACCAGGGAAACAGAUACUCAAACAAGCAGUAUACACAUGUUUAUCACAGCACCUAUUUCCAGUAGCUAGAAUAUGGAAAGCAGUUCCAGUGUUGAUUAGUAGAUGAAUGUACACUGCACCAGAAUAGUAUUCAGGCAUAUAAAGUGAUAUAGUACAGAGUCAUGCUGCAGUGUGGAGGAACUUCCAAAGCCCUGGGAAGAGAAAGAUACCAUGGACCAAAGGUCACAUGCUGUAUGAUUUCAUUUGCAUAAGACAUUCAGAAUAGGCAGAUCCAUACAGACAAGACACAGAUACGUGAUUUCAAGGGUCUCAGAGCCUAAAAAAAUGGGGAGAGUCUGCUUACUGUGUGUAAUUUUACUUUGCAGUGAUAAAAAUAUUCUGGAAAUAGAGAUGGUGUUACACACAAAGCAAAUGCAAUAAGUGCCACUCAAUAUUUUCUUUUAAAAUGACAUAUUUUAUGUUAAUAUGAAUUUCUCCUUAAUUUUGUGCUUAAAACCUCAAAAGGCAUGAUCCAUUGAAGUUUUAGAUGUAACCAAGGUUUACUUAGCUCUUCAGACGACAGUUUUCCUUUUAAAAAGACAUGUACUAAGAUUAGUGGGUUUGGAACAUGGCGGACAGAUAGCAGCAGCUAUGGAGGCUCUCUGAAAGACCAGCUUAGAAUUCAGGAAUGGUGUGGAGUAAGGAAUCAUCAGCAAGAGGAGAUAUGCCCUGCUGACCCAAGAAUGAACUGGGCUGAGAGAAACCAACUGGGAAUGCAAUCCUGGUGCUAUAACAGGAACAGAAAAGCCUCAGUGUGGAAGUUAGAGCCCGCGCUAUUGGAAGCCGCGAUUUGGGUUUCCCGCCACUGCUGCUGCGUCUACAUCAGCUCGGCAGGGAGAGACUCACAAAAGCUGAGAACGGGAAUCAGUGAACAGAGUUGAAAGGAGGACGGGCGGGGAGCUAUGCAUUGACCUGUGGUGAGUGAGAGAAACUGGGACUCUUCCAUGGUCUAGGAGACUCCAACAGAGGACAUUCUGGGACUGGGCAGACUUGCGGGAACAGGGCGCUGCAGUGACUUCAGUCACAUAUCCCCCUCUCAAGCGGGGUUGGUGAGCAGUGCCUAGCCUACGUGACGCUGCUGGCUGAGACCCAGUAGGCUUGCACAACCCAGGUCCCAGCGCCUGAAGGUAGAUUGACCUGGAUGGGCGGCCCCGCAUAGGCUGCCUGGUCUGCAACUUCCUGGUGCGGUGCGGUGGGCGGGAACACCUACCCUACAGAAUUCAAUCAGACUGUGGCUGACAGGGAAGGAAGCUGGGCCUCCUAUAUACACUUGCAUAUAUAAGGAACAAAGAAUAUGGGAAGAGGCAGUAACAAGAAAGGCUCCUCAGCCCCCAAUCCUGAGAAAGAGGCAAUAGCAGACACAGCACCAAUAGAUAUAAAGCACUAUCUCCAGAGCCUCAUAGACAAGUUCAGGAAUGAAGUUAAUAAUGACCUGAACCUAGACAUAAGCAGAAUAGUUAGAGAAAUGCUAAGCACCACCCAAGAAAAAACAGAUGGUGGAAUGGAAGAACAGAAAAAGUGGGGAGAAUUGUUUAAUGGAGAAAAUAGAGAAAGCAUAGAAUAUGUGAAGCAGGUUCAAAGAGAUUAUAAGGAAACUAAAAAGUCUAUCAAAAACUGGCAUAACAGCUUGAAAGAAACUAAGGACAGAUUAUCUGAACUGGAGGGCAGAUUUGUAAUAUGGGAGCAUGAAAUGAAAAACUUCUUAAAAAUAAUAAAGAAACACAGCAAUAAUACAAAGACUAGAAGAUGAUAAGAGGGUCUAUAACUUAAGAAUUAAGAACAUAAAAGAAGAAGUAGGGGCACAAAUGAACUACAAAAGCUACUCACAGAAAUAAUCCAGGAGAAUUUUCCUAAUUUAGCAAAAGAUAAAGAUACUCAGUUGUAUGAAGCAUACAGGACCCCAGCCACCUACAACCCAAACAGAGCAACACCCAGGUAUAUAAUAAUUAAAAUUCCAGAAAUCCAAUACAAGAACAGAAUAUUAAAAGCCGUCAGAGACAAGAAACAGAUCACUUACAAGGGAACACCCAUCAGAAUUACAGCAAACUUCUCGGCACAAACCGUCAAAUCACGAAGAGCGUGGGGGGAAAUAAUUCAAGCUUUGAAAGAUAAUAAUCUCCAGCCAAGAUUGAUAUAUCCUGCACAACUAUCCCUGGAAAUUGAUGGAAAAACAAGGUGCUUCCAGGAUAAAGAGGAACUAGGGGAAUUUGCAACCAAUAAUUCAACUCUACAGAGAAUACUGCAGGAUAUUCUAAAAAAAAAAUAUGAAGAAUCCAGAAAUAGAGACAGAGAGGCCAUGAUGAAUGGAGCAGAAAACAAAAUGAAGAAGACAAACUGACAACUAAUGACAGAAAAAGAGCUCAACAGAAAUGAGGCAGGGAAGAUUGGAUGAUAGGAACAGCUAUUUUGGAGAAAAUGACGUCUUAAGAGGUAAUACUGAUUUAGUAUCAUCUUGUUUUGAAGUCUCAUCAAGCUUUUGUUCUUCUGUCUCCAUUGGUCUAAACAGGUUGUAUCUUAUUGGAUUUUAUUAUAUAUGAUAGUAUAAGCAAAAGCUUUUAUAGACAGGGAGAUUAUACCGAAACCAUUGUUCAUUUUCUGUUAGUUGAUUCUAAAUACCCUGUAAUACUGUCAUUCUCUUAAAUGGUUUUACAUUGUUUUGAUAUAUUUGAUGCUACAGUAUACGAAGUUAUACUCAAAGAUUUCAAGGAAAGAGACAAUAUGGUAACUACUUUUUAUGUCGGGAUUAUCUUGUGGUGAAACACUAUUUUGCUUAAAUGGUUAUGUUUUGAUCUGCGCUGAUUUGCUGUUAUGUCCUCUUUUAUCUCAAUCUCCAUUUUAUUAUUUACUUUUUUUUAUUUUUAUCCUUUUAAUUAAGGGAAAAAU
Molecule: messenger RNA, 4802 nt
Organism: Cavia porcellus (domestic guinea pig)
Lineage: Eukaryota; Metazoa; Chordata; Mammalia; Rodentia; Caviidae
Gene: Cfap20dc
Product: CFAP20 domain containing
Exons: 7
Coding region: 323-901 (192 amino acids)
Source: RefSeq, a predicted model, not a curated record